GAAACUGGUACCCGAGAGAGCGGCGCGCAGGUCUCACUGCAGCCAGGUCCCGCUGAUGCGCGAUGCCUCGUUUUACUGUCCACAUCCGAGAUGAGUGGCUGGCAUUGCCCUGCCGGGACACCUCCAACACGAUCCAGUGGCUGGGACAAGAAGCGCUUAAACGUUACAUGAAGAACAAACCAGACAACGGCGGCAUUACGGCUGUGAAAGACACGCGUUUUGUCGUGCGCAGGUGCCAGGGUUUGGGUCUGUUGGACAUGGAUGAUACCGUGGAGGAUGUGCUGGAGGAUAAUGACUUUGUCGAACUUGCUAUCGAAGGAGAUACCAUGUCUCCUGAGUUUAUCCCAUGUGAGCCUGGAGUUUCUCCUCUCACAGCAGCAUACAAAGAGCCUGAAGAGUAUAUUUCUUUGGAUGGCAACAGCCUGACGUCAACAGACCUCGUCAACUUAGGCAGAGGACUCUACAAGAUAAAGCUGACUCCAGAGGCAGAAAGAAAGGUUGUGCAAUCCAGAGAGCUUUUGGACACCAUUGUCAAAGAAAACAAAGUUGUCUAUGGGAUCACAACAGGUUUUGGAAAAUUUGCCCGAACUGUCAUUCCUGUCAGCAAACUCAAGGAGCUCCAGGAAAACUUGGUGCGCUCACAUUCAGCAGGUGUGGGAAACCCAUUAAGCCCCGAGAGGACACGCAUGUUGCUUGCUCUGAGGAUCAAUGUUUUGGCCAAAGGGCACAGUGGAAUUUCACUUGAAACCCUCCAGGCCAUGAUCCAGGCCUUCAAUGCCUCCUGCCUCUCAUUCGUCCCUCAGAAGGGAACAGUGGGCGCUAGUGGUGACCUGGCACCCCUCUCUCACCUGGCCCUGGGACUCAUGGGAGAGGGUAAAAUGUGGUCUCCCAAGAGUGGAUGGGCAGACGCCAAAUAUGUCCUGGAGGCCCAUGGACUAAAGCCAAUAUCACUAAAGCCUAAAGAGGGCCUGGCUCUGAUUAACGGGACGCAGAUGAUCACCUCUCUAGGGGCAGAGGCUGUGGAGCGAGCCCAGGCGAUUGCCCAGCAGGCAGACAUUAUUGCUGCUCUCACCCUGGAGGUGCUAAAGGGAACCACCAAGGCCUUCGACAGCGACAUUCAUGCACUGCGGCCACACCCAGGACAAAUAGAGGUGGCUCAACGCUUCCGCUCACUACUGGACUCUGAUCACCACCCAUCCCAGAUCGCAGAGAGCCACAGGUUCUGUGACAGAGUCCAGGAUGCCUACACCAUGCGGUGCUGUCCUCAGGUUCAUGGAGUUGCCAAUGACACAAUAGCAUUUGUCCAGAAUAUCAUCAAUACAGAAAUCAACAGUGCCACUGACAACCCUAUGGUAUUUGCAGAAAGAGGUGAGACCAUUUCAGGUGGUAAUUUCCAUGGGGAAUACCCGGCUAAGGCUCUGGAUUUUUUGGCCAUUGCAGUCCAUGAGCUGGCCUCAAUCAGUGAAAGAAGGAUAGAGAGGUUGUGUAACCCCUCUCUGAGCGAGCUGCCUGCCUUCCUCGUCAAUGAGGGUGGACUCAACUCAGGCUUCAUGAUUGCCCACUGUACUGCAGCUGCCUUAGUUUCAGAAAAUAAAGUUUUGUGUCACCCAUCGUCUGUGGACUCUUUGUCCACCAGUGCUGCCACGGAGGACCAUGUGUCUAUGGGAGGAUGGGCUGCUAGGAAGGCCCUGAGAGUUAUAGAGCAUGUGGAGCAAGUCCUUGCUAUAGAGCUGCUGGCAGCCUGUCAGGGCAUUGAGUUCCUCCGUCCACUUCGUACCACCACUCCUUUGGAGAAGGUCUAUGAACUUGUUCGCAGCGUGGUCAAGCCGUGGAUUAAAGACAGAUUCAUGUCGCCUGAUAUUGAAGCCGUUCAUCGCCUCCUGCUCGAUCAAAAGGUGUGGAAUGUGGCCAAACCUUACAUUGAUAAGUACCAGACAGAGUACAUCCCCGAGUCCCGCCCCGUCUCUCCGACUGCCUUUUCCCUGGAGUCUCCAGCUUCUCCGAGAAAGCGUGUUCGUCACGAAUGAGAUGUUUUUAUUUUAAUUUUUUUUUUUGGCAACAACUUCAGUCACAAAAAAGCAAGAUCCUACAGACUGAUAUUGUGCAGCAUCACAAUUAGUCAAGAGUGCGUGACCAUCAACCAAGACCAGCAGGAACAGUCCAUUUUCAUGGAGAACGGGAGGAAACAGAUCAUUAUGAUCAAUAAAUAAAUCAUGACGCCAGGCAAGAGCGCUUUGCAGGAUCUUCCUUUCUUGGGAAUGAAGUGAUACAUCACAUCUGAGAUAGCUGAAUUUGUGAAUUUCCUAUUCCCAUUAAAGAAUUGUUUGAAAAUCACCCCAAAACCUCUGAAGGUUUGAUUCAAAGAUGCUAUAUUCUUAUUUUCCUUGAAGACUAAAUUAUGACCUGACUUCAAACAGUAACGUUUUUAAUCCUUGGGGAUAUCUUAUGAGCUUAUGGACUGGCUAUUCUACAUACAGAAUAUUAGUCAAGCCAUUAUCAGAUUUAACUUGUGUAUACUGCACCUUACCCUGCUGUACAUUAGACUUGUUUAUAUCUAAACUUUUUGUUCUUUUAAAAUGUGCCUAAUUUAGUCUUUAUUGCCAUGACUACUUCAACCAUUGUAUAAUUUACACAUCAAAUCUUAAUUAUCUUAGCACAAUCUAUGAUUUUUUCUCUUUUUUUUUUGGUGUGUUUGAAAUCGUAUUUAAUUG
This is a messenger RNA of Archocentrus centrarchus (flier cichlid), 2711 nucleotides long. It is a transcript of the gene hal, whose product is annotated as histidine ammonia-lyase. The coding region runs from base 63 to 2027 and encodes 654 amino acids. Gene Ontology annotation, biological process: L-histidine catabolic process. Lineage: Eukaryota; Metazoa; Chordata; Actinopteri; Cichliformes; Cichlidae. The transcript has 20 exons. Gene Ontology annotation, cellular component: cytoplasm. Gene Ontology annotation, molecular function: histidine ammonia-lyase activity. The record is from RefSeq and is a predicted model, not a curated record.